CUGCCAUGCAAUGACAGCGGCCACGGCAACUCCGCAGCAGAUGAGAGACCGGCUGAUGCAGGCCAUCGAUGGCCAAAACAAUGCUUCCAUGUCUUCUCCCUGGACCUCCUCAAUGUCCACCUCUUGAACAUCAGACUGAGGGCUCAUCUUCACUGUCACUUUCCAACCUUGUUGCGGAUGGCUCGUUGUCAGGCUCAAAAAGACCCCAAUUUGUCUGGGUGGCCACCAAUUUUUCAACCCUUGUAUUGGUCAGCCUGUUGCAUGCUUUGGUGUGUGUGUUCCCAAACAAGGACCAGUUGCGCUCUAAGGUGGCUGUUGUUGGGAUUUGGAGGAUGGAGGCAACAGAGGAGGAAAGAGGAAACAGCCUCAGAGCCACAAAGUCCCUUCCACCAGGUGGCUGAUGCAAUUUGGCAAUCAUGCCAACAUAUCUCAUCUCCGUCGCAAAGCCCUUGCUUGAAAGUGUACAGACUGCCAAGAACCUUUCCCUCAUCCAGGCGGCGAGACACAGUAAUGAUGACCUCUGCACCAGACAGGAUGUUGUUCUCUGCACCAGACACAAUGUUUUUUUUGCCAGCAUACUUGGGGUCCAACAUGUAUGCUGCUGUGUGUAUGGCUUCAGGCAGAAGUCUUCACGCUUAUUGAUGUAUUUCAGAACUGCAGUUUCCUCUGCUUGGCGCAACAGUGAAGUGGACAGGGCAGUACGGAUUUCUUCUCUUACAUCUACAAGCAGAGUCUGAACAUCAGACAGGUUGGCAUUGUCUCCCCCAAUCCGUGCAAUGGCUACUGAUAUAGGUUUUAGGCUGCUUACCACUCUCUCCCAAAAUACAUCAUCCAGGAGGAUCCUCUUGAUGGGCAUGUCCAUAUCGGCAGACUGUGAUAUGGCCAUUUCUUGGAGAGACUCCUUCCCCUCCAGGAGAUUAUCAAACAUGAUGACGACACCACCCUCAACGGGUGUUGCUGGGCAGCUUCAAUGUGUUGCUCUUAUUCUGCUCACUUUGCUUGGUGAGGUAGAUUGCUGCUUUAACUUGAUGAUCCUUCACAUACCUAACCAUUUCCUUGGCUCCCUUGUAGAAUGUAUCCAUUGUUUUCAGUGCCAUGAUGUCCUUGAGGAGCAGAUUCAAUGCAUGACCAGCACAGCCAAUGGGUGUGAUGUGAGCAGAUCUGCAACAUGGUAGCUGUAAUGGACGUCAUUUCCUAUUUGGAGAAAUAUCCCAUCACCAAAGAAGCACUUGAGGAAACCCGCCUUGGCAAGCUGAUUAACGAUGUAAGGAAAAAGACAAAGGAUGAGGAUCUUGUCAAGCGUGCAAAGAAGCUCCUGCGCACCUGGCAGAAGCUGAUUGAGCCUGGGCAGAGUGAGGCACAGUCCAAGGGGCAUAGAGGGCCGCCAGGCGCUGCCAACGGUGCUAACAACCCCUGCCGGACGGCUGUCUCCCCUCCAGCUGUCAUCCCGCCUUCAGAUAAAAUGGUUUCGGAGCUCAAGAGUAGAAAUGACUUCAACAACUGUUAUUCUCCCAAAGCAGAAAAGUCAGGCAACCGAAAACGCAAAGGGGAGCAGAGGGAUGGACAGCACCUACCAGCGAAAAUCUCUAAAAAAACAGCCUAUGAAAGAACACGAAACUCACGGCUGCCAAUAAAUGGAAUUGGGGCCAGUCCCAAGGCUUUUAUGGACACACUUGAUGCUCAUUCACAUCCAAAAUCAGACAAGGAUGGUGCUGAUCAUCUUGACAACGACAGACUCAACAAAAUUCCCAUCAACGCUGUCAAACCUCACCCUAGCUCACCGGGACUUGCCAAACCUCCUAGCACUUCCGCAUUGCUCAAAACGGCCGUGUUGCAACAGCAAGCCAAAAUGGACCUGGUUGCUUCAGGAAGGGGGCAACAUCAGCCCAAAAUCCCCCACAGAAACUCGUAUAGUCCCAGAAGUACGAAACAGGAUGUGGUUGUUAAAUUGUCUGCACCAAAAGCAACAACUCUACUGAGCCCUGCUCAGAGUCCCAGGGUUGUGGACAGCUCUGGACUGGAGCCCUCUUCUUUGCCUUCUCCACAGCCUUUAACCUCAUGUAUCCAGGGUUCCCUCACUGUUGGGCCUCCGCCUGCAGAGUCCGCCCUUCAUCAGGACGGACCGGCAAACGUGGACCAAUGCCUUCAGCACAGUACCAUGAGACCUGACUCUCUGCACAACUCAAAAGCCACGUCACGCAGCAAGGUGAAGGCGGAGGGCAAUGGUGCUGCCACUAGCACAGUGAGAAAGAGGAACAAAUACAGGUCCAGAGACUACACAGUGAACUUGGGUGGGCAGCCCACGGAAGAGAGCACAAAACCAUGUAGAUUAAAAGACCGUAGACUUACUUUUGACCCUGUAACAGGUCAGAUAAAAUCCUGGACCCACAAAGAUUCUUACCCAGAAUGGGAGGCUACAGUGGUGCCGGUCACACCAGAACCUCGGACAGAACUGCUCAAGCGGAAUCAAUAUGCACAGAAUACCCCUGUUACUCCCAGUCCAUUCCAACAGACCAACUGGAAAGAGCUGUCAAGGAAUGAAAUCAUCCAGUCUUACCUUAACCGUCAAAGCAAUGUGCUCACGUCAUCUGGGGCUCAAACCUCGGGGGCACACUUUUUCAUGAAUGAGUACAUGGAACAUCAUAUCAAAGAGGCCAGAAAAACACACGUGCUGGUACCAAAUAUCCCUGACAUGGACUUACCUGGGGUGAGCCGAGAGGUCAUAAACGAGGACCUCGACAGAAUACACAAAGAGCACUGGCCUGGGGUGAACGGGUGCCAUGACACCAAGGACAACUGGUAUGAUUGGACAAAGUGCAUAUCCUUAGAACCACAUGGGGAUGAGAGCAAACUGAACAUUCUGCCAUAUGUCUGCCUAGACUGAGAGUUUAAUGAGCUGUGGUUUCUGAAUUAAGAGGGAUAAAUAGCGCCUUCCUUUGCUCCCUUCUUGAGAGUUGUGUAAGUUUGGAGUGCAAAAAGGCACUUGUCCGUGGUAGAACCUGCUCACUCCUUUGCAGAGUUGGUGUAAGAGAGGCCUUGCUAAUUGUGCUGUCUAUAAAAAGCAAUAGCUGAUCAGUGUUCGAUGGGAGACAGCUCAGCUGUAGCAUCACUGAAGUUCUUUGAGUGGAAGGGUUCCAUGCAUUGUGUGCAAAAUGCAAAGAGUUUAAGGUGCCCUGUAACUGUAUUAAGGAACCUGUUUGGCAGGUACAAGCUGGCAAAGAGAAUGAAAUGUGUGGUUAUCAUGUAUGCAUUUAUUUAUCUGGACUUAUUCUCAUUAUUUUGUUAGUUACAUACGUGUGCAAAACAACUUUCAUUGAAGUCACUUAUUCAAUCAGUUCUGCUUGUCAGAUAUGGUAAACCUGUGCUUUGCACAUUUUCUCACAAAAAUGUAUGGUUAACACGGUAGCAACAUUCCAUACCAUAAUACAACUAGAACGGUCCUUGCCCGAACUCCAAUUUAUAUUAAUAUACCGGAAAACAAUUUGCAAUUGCAAACCAGAUGCUAAAACAUUGCAACUUUGUACUGUGAGGAUAAACAGAAAAAGAAAUUGUUUAUAUGUUGGAAAUA
Oncorhynchus masou masou (cherry salmon) is the source of this 3568-nucleotide messenger RNA. Its product is annotated as mediator of RNA polymerase II transcription subunit 26-like. Gene Ontology annotation, biological process: positive regulation of gene expression; regulation of transcription by RNA polymerase II. The record is from RefSeq and is a predicted model, not a curated record. Gene Ontology annotation, molecular function: transcription coregulator activity. The transcript is spliced from 4 exons. NCBI's taxonomy places the organism in Eukaryota, Metazoa, Chordata, Actinopteri, Salmoniformes, Salmonidae. Bases 1169 to 2884 code for a protein of 571 amino acids. Gene Ontology annotation, cellular component: mediator complex; nucleus; core mediator complex.